CCACCCAGGCACCCCUUUCAGACCCAUCCUAAGAGUUAACCCCUGUCCUCUUAACUGCACUGAUCUUAUCCCAGAGAGGCCCUGGGCUUUGUCACCCAACUGACCACUAACCACAUCCAGCUCUGCUCUUUCCUGGUUCCUAAAAUCCAGGAGCAGAUGGCAGGAGUGCUGAAGACAGCCUGCUACCCGGAGCCCAGAAGAAAGGGGAGGAGAAGAGGGAGGGAGGAAGUUACCGUGGUCCCCAGCCUGUAGCCCCCAGGCUUUCCUAUGAAACCCAACGGUCUCCUGCCAGGUUUCCUGUCCCUUCAGCCUUUGUCAAGAAUGGGGUUGCUGCCAGGGGCCAGCAUACUGUUGGGGGUGGGUGGCAGCCCCCCAAGGCUGAUUGAUCAUUACUCCAGGUGUCCCCUACACCUUCCCUCCUCCUCUGGGGUCAUUCCAUGUCCUAUAGUUUCUUAGGCUGUUGGUUCCUGACUUUUGUACCUUUCAAAGGACCCCCAGAUAGUUUAACCAGAAUUUUGGAGGGGCAUUAAUUAUCCCCCGUAGGGAUAGCACUGGUCUAGGCACACGAUGGGAGCUAAGAAGCUCUGGGGUGGGAUGCUAAGUUCAAAGGCUGGGCACAGCUCUGGUCUCUCCUUUCUUGUCCCUCUCUCCCAUAUGAGGGGCCAUCAUUUGGGCACCCCAACCCCAGUGGGGGGAAGAGAGAGCAUUUAGUCUCCUGGGGCGGGGUUUCUUCUGCCCCGCCCCCUCCCUCAGUACAGAAGACAUAAAGGCCUUGAUUCAGGUUAGCCUCCUGGCCAGUACCAGGUGAACUUCGGAGGUGAGGUCCUGGGGGUUGAGAGACUGAAGCUAGCAAAAGAGGGGCGCUGUGGACCCCUUCCCUGAGGAGGUAGGUAGGACCCACUGAGGUUGUACUGGAGUAUGAAGGUGGGAAUGAGGGGUCAGGGGGAGAGGGCUGGUGGGGCUUUCUUCUCCCAAAUGCACUGGGCCCUCUGGACUUACUGGGCUUGGGGUCUUGUUGCAGAGAUGAAGCUGCUGCCAGUCCUUGCCGGGCUCCUGGCCAUUCUGGCUGUGCCCUGGCGCUCUGAGGGUGCCAGUCCAGCUGUCCUGGAGGAGGUAGAGACCUCAGUGGUACUGACCUGCAUGGAGGAAGCCAAGCGACUAGUGGACACGGCCUACAAGGAGCGGCGGGAGAGCAUCAAGAGGCGCCUUCACAGUGGCUUGGCCAGCCCCAUGGAACUGCUGGCCUACUUCAAGCAGCCGGUGGCAGCCACCAGGACAGCUGUGCGGGCUGCCGACUACCUGCACGUGGCCCUAAGCCUGCUGGAGGGGAAGCUGCGGCCUCUGCGGCGGGGGCCCUUCAACAUCACUGACAUGCUGACACCGGCCCAGCUGAAUCUGCUGUCCAAGUCUAGCGGCUGCGCCUACCAGGACGUGAGGGUGACAUGCCCGGAGAACGACAAGUACCGUACCAUCACCGGUCACUGCAACAACAGACGCAGCCCCACGCUGGGGGCCUCCAAUCGCGCCUUUGCGCGCUGGCUGCCGGCCGAGUACGAGGACGGCUCCUCGCUGCCCUACGGCUGGACGCCCGGGGUCAAGCGCGGCGGCUUCCCGGUGCCCCUGGCGCGCGCAGUCUCCAACGCCAUCGUGCGCUUCCCCACCGAGCAGCUGACCCCGGACCAGGAGCGCUCGCUCCUGUUCAUGCAGUGGGGCCAGCUGAUCGACCACGACCUCGACCUGAGCCCGGACCCGGGCGCCCGGGUCUCCUUCGUCGCUGGUGUAGACUGCGAGACCAGCUGCCUGCAGCAGCCGCCCUGCUUCCCGCUCAAGAUCCCACCAGAUGACCCCCGCAUCAAAAACCAACGUGACUGCAUCCCCUUCUUCCGCUCCUCGCCGGCCUGCACAGACAGCAACAUCACCAUCCGCAAUCAGAUCAACGCGCUCACCUCUUUCGUGGACGCCAGCAUGGUGUACGGCAGCGAGGAGCCUCUGGCCGCCAAGCUUCGGAACACGUCCAAUGAGCUGGGGCUGAUGGCUGUCAACACCCGCUUCAGCGACAACGGCCGGGCCCUGCUGCCCUUCGACACCCUGCAUGAUGACCCCUGCCUCCUCACCAACCGCUCGGUGAACAUCCCCUGCUUCCUGGCAGGUGAUAUGCGUUCAAGCGAGAUGCCCGAGCUCACCUCCAUGCACACGCUCUUUCUGCGGGAGCACAACCGGCUGGCCACAGAGCUCAAACGCCUAAACCCCUGCUGGGAUGGAGAGAGGCUCUACCAGGAAGCCCGCAAGAUUGUGGGAGCCAUGAUCCAGAUCAUCACUUACCGGGACUACCUGCCCCUGGUGCUGGGACCUCAGGCCAUGAGGAAGUACUUGCCAUCCUACCGCAGCUACAAUGACUCGGUGGACCCCCGCAUCGCCAACGUCUUCACCAAUGCCUUCCGCUAUGGCCACACCCUCAUCCAGCCUUUCAUGUUCCGCCUGGAUAACCAGUACCGGCCCAUGGGGCCCAACCCCCGUGUUCCACUCAGCAAGGUCUUCUUUGCUACCUGGAGGGUAGUGCUGGAAGGUGGCAUUGACCCCAUCCUGCGGGGCCUCAUGGCCACCCCUGCCAAGCUGAAUCGCCAGAACCAAAUCGUCGUGGACGAGAUCCGGGAGCGGUUGUUUGAGCAGAUCAUGAGGAUCGGGCUGGACCUGCCUGCCCUGAACAUGCAGCGCAGCCGGGACCAUGGCCUCCCAGGGUACAAUGCCUGGAGGCGCUUCUGCGGGCUCCCCGAGCCCAACACGGUGGGCGAGCUGGGCACGGUGCUGAAGAAUCUGCAGCUGGCGGAGAAGCUGAUGCAGCAGUACGGUUCGCCCAACAACAUUGACAUCUGGAUGGGUGGCGUGGCCGAGCCCCUGGAGCCCUUCGGCCGCGUGGGCCCACUCCUCGCCUGCCUCAUUGGGACCCAGUUCAGAAAGCUCCGCGACGGUGACCGGUUUUGGUGGGAGAACACGGGCGUGUUCAGCAGGCAGCAGCGGCAGGCGCUGACCAGGGUCUCCCUGCCCCGUAUCAUCUGUGACAACACGGGCAUCACCACCGUGUCCAAGAACAACAUCUUCAUGUCCAACAUGUUCCCUCGGGACUUUGUCAACUGUAGCACACUCCCCAAACUGGACCUGACUUCCUGGAAGGACAGUGACUAGAAGCUGGGUAAGGGGGUGUGCUGGUGAGGGGUCGCCUGGGCAGUCCCCGGGCUGGUCCCAUGGGGGCCCCUUCCUGAGGUGAGCUCUUCCCUGUUCCGCCCCAGAAGAUGAGUGUGUGUGUGUGUGUGUGUGUGUGCGCGCACGUGCACAGUAUGUAUAAGUUGUAUUUACUGUGUGUGAGUUUUCUGAGACCGUGGGUAGUGUUUUGUGUGCUGUGUAUACGAGUCGUUUAUAUGAGCGUGUGUUUGCUGUUCAUGGGAGUGUUAAGAAUACGGAGGAGAGUAGCGUGUGGAGGCUGGCUCGGAGCCAGCCUGCUGGGUUCAAAUCCCGACUCUGCAGCUCUCCCACUGUGUGACCUUGAACAAAUGACUCAACUUCACUUUUCUUGAGAAAACCUUGAGUUUUCUUCUUUGCAAAUCAAAGCUGUCGUGGUUCCUUAGAGGCUCUGUUUACACCAUGUCUGCCCCCAGGGAGUGUAUACCUGACAGUGUCCAGGCUAGCGGAGGUGACUCAGUGACCUCUGGGGAAAUGACCACGAGCAGUUAGGCUGGGUGUGCUGGUUGAGCUGUGGGCUCAGGGGUGCAGGGCUCAGCCGGUGGCUCCCCUUUUGCUUCCUUACACUGUUCUCUUGCUUGUUCCCAGGAGCCCCCCUGGAGAGGAAGUGGGGCCCAUUGGCCCUUCUGUGCCAUGUUUUUGUAUCUGAUGUGACAAUAAAGUGCCACUGGUGGGGA
Enhydra lutris kenyoni (northern sea otter) is the source of this 3914-nucleotide messenger RNA. RefSeq names its product myeloperoxidase. NCBI's taxonomy places the organism in Eukaryota, Metazoa, Chordata, Mammalia, Carnivora, Mustelidae. The record is from RefSeq and is a predicted model, not a curated record. Gene Ontology annotation, molecular function: heme binding; peroxidase activity. The coding region runs from base 919 to 3183 and encodes 754 amino acids. Gene Ontology annotation, biological process: response to oxidative stress. The transcript is spliced from 12 exons.